Triticum dicoccoides is the source of this 994-nucleotide messenger RNA. RefSeq names its product vesicle transport v-SNARE 13-like. Gene Ontology annotation, molecular function: SNAP receptor activity; SNARE binding. The transcript has 5 exons. Gene Ontology annotation, biological process: vesicle-mediated transport; vesicle fusion; intracellular protein transport. Gene Ontology annotation, cellular component: endoplasmic reticulum membrane; ER to Golgi transport vesicle membrane; late endosome membrane. The record is from RefSeq and is a predicted model, not a curated record. Bases 186 to 848 code for a protein of 220 amino acids. Lineage: Eukaryota; Viridiplantae; Streptophyta; Magnoliopsida; Poales; Poaceae.
UUGGUUCCCAACACGGCACCCCACCCGCCUCAGCUGACCCGCCGUCCCCCCUCCCCAACGAACUCGCUCCGACCACCCACCCACCGACUGGCCCGGCUCCCCUCGAUUCCGCCGGAGGCUCCGCGGGCCUCGAUCCGGUCCGGCUGCCCGCGACCGCCGGCGGAUUCGCCGGGGAGGGAGCGACCAUGAGCGAGGUCUUCGAGGGCUACGCGGGGCAGUACUGCGAGAUCUCCGCCGCCCUCUCCCGCAAGUGCGCCGCCGCCUCCGCCCUCGAUGGCGAGAAGAAGCAGCAGAAGCUGUCCGAGAUCCAGGCCGACGUGCAGGAGUCUGAAUCGCUGAUCAGGAGGAUGGAUUUGGAGGCGCGGAGCAUGCAGCCGAGCGUCAAGGCCGGGCUGCUGGCUAAACUGAGGGAGUACAAGUCUGAUCUCAACAACGUCAAGGGCGAGAUCAAGAGGCUCUCGGCGCCCAAUGCCCAACAGGCCACCCGGGAGGAGCUCCUCGAGUCCGGCAUGUCCGACACACUCUCGGCAUCAUCUGAUCAGAGAGGAAGAUUGAUGAUGACAUCAGAAAGGUUAAACCAGUCUUCUGACAGAAUUAGAGAAAGCCAAAGAACAGUAUUCGAGACAGAAGAAAUUGGUGUGUCGAUUCUUCAGGACCUUCAUAAUCAACGACAGUCGCUGCUGCAUGCUCACACAACCUUGCAUGGUGUGGACGACUACAUCGGCAAAAGCAAGAAGAUCCUGGCUUCCAUGUCCAAGAGGAUGGACAGGAACAAGUGGAUCGUCGGCGGCAUCAUUGCGACCCUCGUCUUCGCCAUCCUCUUCAUAUUGUACUUCAAGUUUGCUUAACCAGUCCAAAUGCAGCAUGUGCCUGAAUUCAGAAUGUUUGUGUGUGUGGAAUAUGAUGUAUAGCGACACUUGCCAGUUGCCAUGUAAAACACAAAAUAUUUGAAAGAUGUGUUUGAGGCUUCUGUAAAUGCUCAGCGCCUUUGAUA